Drosophila busckii is the source of this 1938-nucleotide messenger RNA. RefSeq names its product putative polypeptide N-acetylgalactosaminyltransferase 13. Gene Ontology annotation, cellular component: Golgi apparatus. The record is from RefSeq and is a predicted model, not a curated record. The coding region runs from base 51 to 1766 and encodes 571 amino acids. The transcript has 6 exons. Lineage: Eukaryota; Metazoa; Arthropoda; Insecta; Diptera; Drosophilidae.
UUACGCUCGUUUGACAGUCAUGUGGUACAGCGGCAAGUUAGUUUGCUGCGAUGUUUGGCGGUCUUCAGCGCCAGCUGCGCUAUUGCUUGCUAGCCGUUGUGAGUUUUCUAGCGCUGCAAUUUUUAUUAGUAUUGCUGCUAAUGCAUUAUGGCCUGUUUGAAGACACGUUGACUAAGCGCCUCACCUUAAAUCAUGAACAACUAAGCUUGGAUCUGGAAUUGGGCUGGCGUGAUUUUGUUGCGCUCACGCCAAAGCGUACCAAAGACUUGUAUCAAUAUAAUCAGAAUUUAAGUGACAAGUAUGGGCCGCUGCGUGCACUGCCAACAGUGCAACAUGACAGCUGCAACAAGCGGACUUACACACUGCCACAUGCCUCACGCGCACGCAUCAGCGUCAUCAUUAGCUACUACAACGAGGCGCGCUCUGUGCUGCUGCGUACCCUCGUCUCGUUGAUCAAGCGCACGCCAGAGGACUAUCUGCAUGAGCUGGUUGUCAUAGACGACUACAGUGAUGAUGAGUUGCUGCUGCAGAGUCUAAAUGAGAUCCUAGGUCACAUUUAUGCUACACGGGGUCAGCUGACCUUUGUGUUCAAGCGCAAUCUACAUCGUAAGGGUCUCAUACAGUCACGCAACGAUGGUGCCCAGGCAGCCACUGGCAACUAUCUGUUCUUUCUGGACAGUCACUGUGAGGUUAACGAAGGCUGGCUGGAGCCGCUGCUGGACAGGCUAAUUCAAAAUCCACAGAUGGCGGUGAGUCCGCUUCUGGAUGCCAUUGAUCCAGCUAGCUUGGAGUAUACUUCGGGAAAUGCGCUGCUUAAGGGCGGCUUCGAUUGGAGUUUACACUUUCAUUGGCUGCCCCGAGUGCUGGAGAAGCAAGAGUCCGAGGCGCAAGAGUAUCGCAGUCCCAGCUUCAGCGGCGGCGUCUUCAUGAUCUCACGCGAUUGGUUUCUUAAGCUGCGUGGCUUUAAUACACAGCUGCAGACUUGGGGCGGCGAGUCCAUAGAGCUGGCCGUUAAACUGUGGCUUUGUGGCGGACAAAUUGAGAUCGUGCCCUGCAGCCGUAUUGGUCAUAUAUUUCGCCCGCGCCAUGCCUUUGAGUUUCCCUCGCAGUUGGACGCAGCGCUGGACACAGCGCAGGCAACAUAUUUGCGCAAUUCAAAAAUCAUAGCCGAGUCCUGGCUGGACGAGUAUAAAUAUUUAUUCUAUGCCCUCAAGCCGGCGGCCAAGCAAAUUCCAUUGAAUCUCGCUGACCAACUGCACAAUGUGGAGCAGCUGAAGCAAGAGCUGCAGUGUAAGCCUUUCGCUUGGUUUUUGCGUUAUGUGUGCCCUGAACUCAAAUUACAGCACGCGGAGUUUAGCGCUGUGGGCACACUUCGAAAUGGUGAGCGUUGUCUGCAUGUGGCACAAAUCUUUCCCGAGCUGCAGCUGUUGCUUGUCAGCUGCUAUCAGCAGGACUUGACGCAGUGGCGCCUGCAUCGUGAAAGCGGCCAGCUAAGCACCGAGUCAAAACGUUGCCUGGGCGUUGUGCUGCAGCUGCCGCUGAAGCCGCGUCUCACCCUGGAGCCUUGCAUGAGCACAAGUGGCGCCACAGAGCACGAUUGGGCGCAUUCACAACGCUGGCUGCGGCGGAAGACGCAGCUGCUGCAUGCGAGCUCACAAUUGUGCGUCGAUAAUCCUAUCAUUGAUCGUGUGGAGCUGAGCACCUGUCGUCCAUUUGCAAUCUCUCAAGCAUUUCACUUUUCGUUGGAAAUUGAAGCUCAAAGAUAAACACAUAAAGCGGCGCUUAAAGCCACGCAUACGUACAAUUCUUUGCUUGGCUGGGGCAACUAAUCAAAAUGUUGGCAUGUUGCGCUAAUCUCUGUGAAAUAUUUCCGCUGUCAAAGCAGCAGUCAUAGAUUAUCACCUGUGGGGGCGGAGGGCUAAAUUAUGGCGCCACAGG